ACACCCCCGACGCUUUUCCACGUCGCCCGCCCAACGGUUGAGGCAGGGGAGGCUGCGCGCGCUCCUGCAAAGGCCGGGAAAAAAUGGCGGCGCCCGUCUUGCGAGUGUCCACCCCUCGCUGGGAGCGGAUAGUCCGGCUGCUCGUGUGUCUCUCAGGGAUCCUGUUAUCCCUGUACGCUUUCCAUGUGGAGAGGGAAAAAACCCGCGACGCCAACUACCGCGCCGUGUGCGACCUGAGCAGCUCCAUCAGCUGCUCCAAAGUCUUCACGUCCAGAUGGGGUCGAGGAUUUGGACUGUUGGGAACCAUUUUUGGGAACGACAGUGCAGUAAACCAGCCAAACAGUGUCUAUGGAAUCUUGUUUUAUAUCCUUCAGCUGUUACUAGGUAAGAACACCAUCAACCGCAUUGAUCUGCAGAUUAUGACAUUUUUACAAUAA
Molecule: messenger RNA, 437 nt
Organism: Sinocyclocheilus anshuiensis
Lineage: Eukaryota; Metazoa; Chordata; Actinopteri; Cypriniformes; Cyprinidae
Product: vitamin K epoxide reductase complex subunit 1-like protein 1
Exons: 2
Coding region: 84-437 (117 amino acids)
Biological process (GO): peptidyl-glutamic acid carboxylation; vitamin K metabolic process
Molecular function (GO): vitamin-K-epoxide reductase (warfarin-sensitive) activity
Source: RefSeq, a predicted model, not a curated record